Molecule: messenger RNA, 141 nt
Organism: Trichomonas vaginalis G3
Lineage: Eukaryota; Parabasalia; Trichomonadida; Trichomonadidae
Product: Ankyrin repeat family
Exons: 1
Coding region: 1-141 (46 amino acids)
Molecular function (GO): protein binding
Source: RefSeq, a predicted model, not a curated record
AUGGAUGGUCAUCUUGAAGUUGUUAAAUAUCUUAUCUCAGUUGGAGCCGAUAAAGAAGCAAAAGAUAAAAAUGGUAAGACUGCUCUUGAUGUCGCAUGGCGCUUUGUGAAAGAAUACUUUUUGGAAGACAAAACAGAAUAG